AUGGGGAUCCGGGAGAUGGAGCCCGAGGAACGAACAAAUUCCCCGGGGCACAGCUGCGUGGAGUGGCUCCAGAAAUAUGUCAGAUAUGGGCGGGAGGAGCUGCAGUGUAAAGAGCCCCCUGAUGUCCGUGUGUCCCGAAAAAUGGAACACGGGAUCCUGACACUGUCCUGCCGCGCAUACAGAUUCUACCCCUGCACCAUUGGGACCAGCUGGAUGAAGGGGAUGAAAUCCCGGAUCGUUCCACACCUGGGCAGGAUCGAAGCGCUGCUGGAGGAGCAGGAGCAGCCCCUGCGCCGGGCGGAGCAUCCCGGAAUGCCAGAGCCUGGGAUCUGCUCCUGGGCUGAGGCUGGGAACAUGGAAUGUGGGAACUGGGAAUUUGGGACUGUGGAGCAGUGGGAUGGGGGUUCCCCUCCCCUCCUCACCAUGCCGUGCUUCCCAGAGCUGGAAUCCAGCAGGAAUCUCACCCUGGUGGUCGCUGUGUCUGUCAGUGCUGCCAUCAGCAUUGUUAUCCUCAUUGGAUUUGGUGUCUGGAAGCUCCAAUCUGGUUCGCUCCAAACCCAACCUGGGGGUCACCCUGUUCUUCUCCCCUUCCCAGACACUUGGAGAUCCCCCCAUGACCCAUCCAUCCCCACCAAACUCCUCCUUGGGUCACCCCUAAGUCCCCAGUGGGGAUUUCUGUGAGUUCCCCUGUGUUCCCCCAUUCCCAGGACUUUGGGGGUCCCCCCCAACCUGUCUGUGCCCCCCCUGAUUUCUUCCACAGCCCCUCUGUGAUGGUGGGGGCUGGGGUCCAAGUGCUGGUACUCCCUGCCUGCAGCAGAUCCAGCACUGAGGGGAGUCCCUUAGCAUUUGGGGUCCCCUGGGGUUAGGGGUCACCCAGGAUCUCCCUGGACACGCUGACACUGCCCAUGCUCAGUGAGAAGGUUCAUUCCCAGCACGAGGCCUCAGCUGUGUCACUGGCAUUGCCCAGGUACCCAGAAAGCCUCCCGGGAACCCCAAACCCUCUGGAACAUCCCAGCUUCCCUGGGACCCCAAUAUCAUCCCUAGCUUCUCCAAAAGCUCCCCAAGACUGCAAAACCCCAUACAGACCCCCCCAAACCUUCUCAGGACAUCAAAAUUCCCACAGGACGUCCCAACACCCCUCCAGACCCCCUUGAGAAGGUUCAUACCUGGCAUGGGAUCCCCAUCUCCGUCGCCAGCAGGUAUCCCAAAACAGCCUUGCGUUCCCCUUGGGAUCGCCUAAUCCCCCCCUCUGGGACCCCUGAAAACUCCCUUUGGGAACCCCCAAAACUCCACCAUGACCUCAAAAACCCCCAGUAUACACAAACCCCCCUGGGAACCCCUCACAACAGUUUAUGCCCAGCACAGAGUCCCCAUCACCAUCACCCAGGUACCCCCAAACCCUCCUGGGACCCCCAAACCCCCCUGGGACCCCCAACCUUCCCAGGAUGUCCAACCCCUCCCUGGGCUCCGCUGUCGGAAUCAACGGGAGUGGUGUUGCCCUUUUAAGGGGACUUAUAGUAGGACCUGACCAUAGCAGGAGCCCUUAAAGCAGCGAUGGUAGAGAGAACCCCAAAAAUCCACCCUGGGGGGCAAAACGUCCCCUACUGGAGCUUGGAAUGGGGGUGGGGUCCCUUAAAAAUGUCACUUAAAGCUGUCAUGAUCCCCCCCUUAAAAGGGGCUUGUGGGGCUGCGUCCUCUCAAGCACCCUAAAAUGGGGUGGAAAAAACACCCUAGUAGUGUUGAGAUCCCCCCAGAAAAAUCCUAAAAAUGUCCCCUUCAAAGGGGUCUGAAGAGCCUUAAAGGGUCUCAAGG
Molecule: messenger RNA, 1812 nt
Organism: Passer domesticus (house sparrow)
Lineage: Eukaryota; Metazoa; Chordata; Aves; Passeriformes; Passeridae
Product: class I histocompatibility antigen, F10 alpha chain-like
Exons: 2
Coding region: 1-681 (226 amino acids)
Biological process (GO): immune response
Cellular component (GO): external side of plasma membrane
Source: RefSeq, a predicted model, not a curated record